AUGAACGGCAAUGAAGAACUAUUAGCGCUAAGAGAUAUUUACAGGGAACGAGUUAUUCCCGAGAAUAAACGAUUCAAGCAGCGAUGUGUUCUUUUUUCAGCCGAGAGUUUGAAAGAAAAUCAUCGAAGUUUUUGGAAAGAAAUUUUUCUUUUCAACUACUCAGGUGGGGACAGAAAUCGAAGCACGGCGCAAGCAAGAGACUCGGAAUUCGAUGAGUUUUUGGAUUUCAAGAGGUUUUCUGAUGGAUCCGGGCCUCAUACCUAUUUAAAAAAGCUCCUUGAAUACAGAAAAUUGCCAAAAGAAGAGCGAUGGAAAAAGCUCAAGCUUGCUGAUUUCGCAGGCGCUCUUCAGAAAAAGACAGGGGAGGAGGAGGAAAGUCCGCAAACUCUUAGCCCUUUCAGCACUUACAUUAGACCACAAACAUUCUUGGAAGAAAUAUUGGACAUUCAACUUCAUUCACUGUGGCUGGAAAAAACAACGAAUGAAUUGGGAGAGUUGAAACUCCUAUUUCCAAAUGAAAAGCAAUUCAAAGAAGAUGUUUCCAAAUCAGAUGCUUCGGUGCAGGAAUUCGCCAGGGACGAAGCGAAAGCCCAGGCCUGGCUGAAUAUUUCCACCUGUUUGUUAAAAGCAUUUGAAGAUCAAGCUGCCUCUGUUUUUCACCUUUACCAAGAUUUCUUUAGCGACAUAGAGCGAGAAAUGGAAGACAAAGAAGAUUAUUACGGCAUAAGCGCUGGAACAACUAAUGAAUUCAAACUAUGGCUGAAUGAAGAGGUCAAGAAGCCGGAUCAUCUGAACCCGUUGAGCGAAGAAAACUUUACGAAAAAUUUGAGCUAUCAGAUUCCGGAGUUGGGCAGACUCGCAGCGACGAAGGUUUCACCGCCAACUACAACUAUUCAGAAUGCGCCCUAUCAAACCAUCAAUCACUCCGUUUUAAAAACGAUCGUUCCAGUUCUCCUCAAAAUCCGCUGCUUUUUGGAAGGAAAGGAUGAGCUUCACGAGCAUUUAUCAUCUUUCAUCUUGAAAACUGACGAUUCGAAUCGAUUCGUCAGUGUCACUUUGGCCGACGUUUUCAAAGAGAAGAUUUCCGUGGAAAUGAAUUCAAAGUGGCUGAACUCGUCUUUGGAAGAAAUCGAGGUCCGCUACGUUCACGAAGAUUUCAACCCCGAAUUAUUCCCACUGCCCGAGUGGCUUCCAGAUUUGAAGAAUCUGUACACAUUCUUGCUCGCGACCUUGGCUCGCUAUCCGAUGACGCUUUGCAGGCACGUGAUGAAGAAGUUCGAGAGCGUCGGUUCCAACUCCUUCGACCAUUCGAACUUCAUCGCCGAGUUCAAUCCCGUCUUCGACCAAUGCCUCAAAAACGAGUUCAAAGAAGCGCUCAAAUGCAACUUUCAAAAGGUCCUUGUCCCGCCUCGGAAUCACUUGAAAUCGGGCGACUUCGACUUGCACUUGUAUCUUCGGCGAAUCAAUAACUUCUCGCUCUAUCCGAUUCGGGCUGAGUCGAUCGGACGAGUUCUGCAAUUCGAAAUGAAGCACUUCAAGGACCUCUCUCGCGGAAUGCACAUUUCUACCAAGCCGAAAAUGAUCGAGUUCUUUCAGGAUAAUGCUCUCGUAAUGAUGGACGUUUUGAACGAUUGGAUCAAAGAAGGAACGAUAGUCAAGCAACACGCAUUCGCAGAAAAGUCAUCGAAUCUCUCAAGUCUCAAAGGCCAGAUGAAACAAAGAAGCUUGUCCAGCAGAUGA
Oikopleura dioica is the source of this 1740-nucleotide messenger RNA. Lineage: Eukaryota; Metazoa; Chordata; Appendicularia; Copelata; Oikopleuridae. The record is from the annotation of a GenBank genome assembly.